This is a messenger RNA of Symbiodinium natans, 969 nucleotides long. The record is from the annotation of a GenBank genome assembly. Lineage: Eukaryota; Dinophyceae; Suessiales; Symbiodiniaceae.
AUGGCAACCACCGAAGGCUUCGAUGAGGUCGACAGCAUGGAGGCUCCAGAACUCCGGCGUCUCUGCGGCGCGCUGCUGCGCCAGCGCCGCGACUGGGCGGCGCAGCUUGCGGAGCGCGAGGCCAGCUGCACACGCCUGCUGAGCGAGAACUUUGAGCUUCGCUCCCUUCACUCCCGGCUCUUCGCAGCGCUGGAGAGGGAGGGCCUGGAUGUCGAUGAGCUUCUCAAGGAGGACGAGCGAAAGCUGCGCAUGGCCAAGGUAGAGCGGCAGCUAGAGGAGGAGCUGCGGGAGCUGCAUGCCGUGGUCUCCAAACAGCAGGCUCAGCUCGAUGCCGCACUGGCGGAAAGCCAGCAUCUCCGCAGCGAGAUGGAGGCAUCGAAGCGGUCCGGAACGAAGGAGACGACGGCCCCGCCAGAACCCGUCAGGGGCUCCGGAUGCGCUGUGGAAGCCGCGCGGCCUCCGAGCGAGGAGGAACUGCCAGAUCCCCUACCGAAUCCGAACACCGAGCCUCAACGGCCCUGGCCGCUGCGCACGGUGCGGAAGGCUGUGGCACCGCUUCGGCCGACUGCGGCCAAGGCCCAGCCUGUGCGGCUGCAGAUCCGCUUCAUGCCAGCGGCCGCCUCCUCUGUAAGCGGCCGCCCUGUACAUAAAGCAGAGGUCUCGGUGCACACGGCCGCUCCCCCAACGGAAGUGCUGCGUCUUCUCUUGGGCCAGGGUCUCGCCUGGCCAGCGUCGCUGGCACUGGCGGGCGAGGAGCAUGGACUGCCCGGACACCUCCUCCUCCACGGAAAGCUUCUGGACGAUGCGCGCCCGCUUGCCGAGCAAGGUGUCCAGGAUGGCUGCGAGCUCCGCCUCGUGAAGGGCCCCAAGGUGCAUGCCCGCGCGCACUGUCCCCGGGGCCUGCUGAUGAACGCACACCCCUGGGAGCCGGGAAAGAUUGGCCAGAGCAAGGCGCAGCCCCUCCUGUGA